AUGGAUCCGCCGCACCCUCCACACCACCACCACCACCACCACCGGCUCCACCUCCGCCUCGACCCCGGCCACCACCACCGCAUCCACAUCCACCUCCGCCACCACGCCGCCCACCUCCUGCCCGCCGCCGCUCCCUGUGCCCACCACCACCACCACACAUCGGUUCCUCUUCCUCCUCCCCACACGCUUCCCCACCCGCCGACCGCGGCGGAAGGACCACUCCCCGGGCCGCAGGGAGAGGCGGCGGGGGACGCGGAUGAGCCGGCGCCGCAGGCGGAGCGAGGAGAGGAAGUUUACCUCGGGCAGGAAGAAGAGUGGGGGGAGGAGGAGGAGGAGCCGGUGUUCGUUCUGACGGAGGAGUGGGCCGAGUUCUUCGCCAAGGCCGACGCCAAGAGGAGGCUGGCCAAGCAGCAGAGGAAGAACCGGAAGAAAUAG
Messenger RNA from Triticum turgidum subsp. durum (durum wheat), 435 nucleotides. Lineage: Eukaryota; Viridiplantae; Streptophyta; Magnoliopsida; Poales; Poaceae. The record is from the annotation of a GenBank genome assembly.